AUGGCGAGCGGGGAGGGCGAUGACCAGAAGAGGCAGAGGAGGAGGAGGCGGCGGCUGCGGGCGGUGUGCCUCCCGCGGCCGGGGUGCUUCACGGUGUCCGCCGCCGACGAGGGCUCCUCGGCUCACGGCGCCGGCGAGGGGGAGAGCAAGCCCAAGCCGACGCAUCUGGUCGUCACGGUCAAUGGGAUCGUCGGAAGUGCAGAAAAUUGGCAUUUUGCAGCAAAACACUUCAUCAAGAAACACCCUGAAGAUGUGGUUGUUCACUGCAGUGGAUGCAACUCAGCUGCUCGAACCUUUGAUGGAGUUGAUGUGAUGGGUAGAAGAUUGGCAGAGGAGGUAACUUCUGUUGUUGACAGUAGACCAGAGCUUCGCAAGAUUUCCUUCGUUGCACAUUCAUUGGGUGGACUAAUUGCAAGAUACGCUAUUGCAUUAUUAUAUGAGAGUGAGACACAAAAAGAUUCUCAUGAAAAGUGUGAGAAUCAUGCUGUUGACUAUUCUAGUAACCAGCAUAGCUUUGGAGGAAAAAUUGCUGGUUUGGAGCCUAUUAACUUCAUCACUUUUGCAACACCACACCUCGGUACAAGAUCACACAAACAGAUACCACUUCUUCGUGGUUCCAACAAAUUAGAAAAGAUGGCAUAUCGUUUGUCUUGGAUUGCUGGGAAAAGUGGAAAACAUCUCUUCCUGAAAGAUAUUAAAGAUGAGAAACCACCACUUCUUCUACAGAUGGUUACUGAUUAUGGUGGUCUCCAUUUCAUGUCAGCUCUCCGCUCUUUCAAGCGGCGUGUUGCUUACUCCAAUGUUUGCAAUGACUUUAUCGUUGGCUGGAGGACAUCUUCAAUUCGUCGUCAACACGAGCUUCCUAAGCCCCAAAGUUUUAUAAACAACGAUAGAUAUCCACACAUUGUAUAUGUGGAUGGACCAAAGGUUGAGGAUGUUGAAUUUUCAGAUGCGAUGAUUUAUCAGGCAAAAACAACUACUGAAAUGGAAGAGGUGAUGCUCAAAGGUCUGAAUAGACUUUCAUGGGAAAGGGUAGAUGUUAGCUUCAAGAAAAGUAGACAAAGGAUUUUUGCUCAUAGCACUAUUCAGGUCAAGACCUAUUUCUUGAACUCUGAUGGAGCUGACGUGAUCUUCCACAUGAUCGACCAUUUUAUUUAUUAA
This is a messenger RNA of Miscanthus lutarioriparius, 1161 nucleotides long. The record is from the annotation of a GenBank genome assembly. NCBI's taxonomy places the organism in Eukaryota, Viridiplantae, Streptophyta, Magnoliopsida, Poales, Poaceae.